This is a messenger RNA of Malaclemys terrapin pileata, 3230 nucleotides long. It is a transcript of the gene GSG1L2, whose product is annotated as GSG1 like 2. The record is from RefSeq and is a predicted model, not a curated record. Gene Ontology annotation, cellular component: plasma membrane. The transcript has 5 exons. Lineage: Eukaryota; Metazoa; Chordata; Testudines; Emydidae. Bases 127 to 771 code for a protein of 214 amino acids.
AAUCCAGAACUGAAGAGUGAAUUUCAGUGGCUGCUUCCCUAUACAACCAGAUGAAAAGCAUUAUCACUGACUUUUUCAGCACACUUUAACACUGAUGCUAACCCUGCAAGUAAGCAGAUUUCAGACAUGGGCAUGGACAGACGGCAGAGAGCCUCAGCAGCACUCUCGCUCAGUUUUCUCUCGUUAAUCUUCUCUAUCACAGCAUUUAGCAGCAGUUACUGGUGCGAAGGGACAAGAAAAGUUGCAAAACCUUUCUGUACAGAUCAGAGGAAAGGGACUCACUGCAUCCGCUUCAAUAGCUCUGAUCUGAACAAUAGCAACGCCGUUCAGUAUAUCUGGGAGACAGGCGAUGACAAGUUCAUUGACCGAAAGUUUCACGCUGGCAUCUGGUAUUCAUGUGAGGAGAUUAUUAAUGGGGAAGGUGAGAAAUGUAGGAGUUUUAUCAGUCUGACUCCACCUGCAGAUCGAGGUGUUUUGUGGCUGUCUAUUGUAGCAGAGCUACUCUAUAUCAUUUUGCUUCUAACUGGAGCCACUUUGAUGUCAAUAGAAGUGUGCUACUACACUACAAUCAUUGAUGGAUUAAAGCUCAACGCCUUUGCUGCAAUAUUCACAGUACUAGCAGGUCUCUUUGGCAUGGUCGCUCACAUGAUGUACACAACUGUAUUUCAAAUGACUGUCAAUCUUGGUCCAGAAGACUGGAGACCACAGAUGUGGGAUUAUGGCUGGUCCUAUUGGAAGCUUAACCCUUUCUGGCCAGAAGGAUGGUGGUAGAAUUCGAGGCCUAUGGACAAGCUGGAAGUGAUGGGGUGAAUGAGAAACCCAUGCAGUGAGUGCUCGUGUUUUUGUGCCAAAUGACCCCGCUAUCACUCUGCUGAUGUGCAUGUUGAUUGGGAGUCAGUUUACUGAAGACCACAUGAUACAGUGUCUGUGACGGUAUUCCAGGCACAGAGGUCUGUGCAAAGUUCUGGUUCCCCUUUCAUCUUGCAGAAUUGGAAGGAGCAGUGGAAAGGAUUGAAGUCUUGGAAAGAUUUUCUUAUGAGGAGAGACUGUUUAGUAUAUAGAAGAGAGUAUCAAGAGGGGAUGUGUCAGAAAUAUACAAAAUAGUGAAUGGUCUAAAGAUGGUAAAUCAGGUGCCUUUAUUUGCUUAUUUGCAGAAGGGGAUAUUCUAUUCUAUUGAAAGGCAAAACAUUGAAAACGGGUUAAAAUAAAUAUGCUUUUACUUAACACAUAAUUAACGUGUGGAUAUUUCUGUCAUAAGAUAUCCCUGAGGUGAAGAUCUUUGUAAGAGUUUUAAAAAAUUAGAUGUCCCUAGGUAUAAUGAUUACAUCCACAAUAACAUUUGGUAGGGAAAAGUGAAAGCGAGAUGAACCUUCAUAUUUCAGAAAAUAAGCCAGCUGCUAACUGAGAAGGGUUAGGAAGGAACAUCCUCUAUGGGAUGCUUAUUUCAUAACUGUCUACUACAGAAGUUUCUUGUACCUGUCUCUGAAGCUGAUGGUGCUGGUCAGAUCAAGACAGGAAACUGGACCAGAUGGACCCUGGGCUAAUCUGCUCUACCAAUCCUUGUAUACAGAUUGAAUGGUCCCAUGGAUUCUUACAUGUUUUUAAAAUUGCAGAUUUGGAAAGAUGAAACUUUUUUUUUACUUUGUGAGCAUUAAUGUGAAUGAGAAGCAAUUAAAUGUCAUGCCUGAGGAUAGAUAGAGGUGGAUAGAAAGCUGGCUAGAUCAUCGGGCUCAACGGAUAGUGAUCAAUAGCUCCAUGUCUAGUUGGUAAUGGUGUUGAUGUCAUAAACUUAGACUUCUCUAAGGAAUUUGACUAGUAUUACACAACAUUUUGAUUAAAAAACUAGCACAAUUUAAAAUUACUGUGGCACACACUGAAUGGAUUAAAAACUGGCUAAUUGAUAGGUCUCACUGUAUGAUUGUAAAUGGGUAAUCAUCAUCAAGCAGGCAUGCUUCCAGUGGGGUACCACAAGGAUCAGUUCUUUGCCCUAUGUUAGUUAAGGAUUUUAUCAAUAACCUGGAAGAAAACACACAAUUAUCAAGAUAAAUUUUGCAGAUGACACAAAAAUAGGGGAAAUGAUGAAUAAGGAGGAGAACAGGUCACUGACAGAGUGAUCUAGAUUGCUUGGUAAAUUGGGCACAAGCAAACAAUAUGUGUUUUUAAACAGUUAAUGUAAGUGUAUGCAUCUGGGAACAAAGAAUGUAGGCCAUACUUACAGGAUGGGGGACUCUAUCCUGGGAAGCAAUGACUCUGAAAAAGAUUUGGGGGUCAUGGUGGACAAUCAGCUGAACAUGAGCUCCCAGUGCAAAGCUGUGGCCAAAAGGGCUAAUGUGAUCCUGGGAUGCAUAAACAGAUGCUCAAAUAGGAACAGAAAAAUUAUUUUACCUCUAUAGUUGACAGUGGUGCAAUCGCUGCUGGAACACUGUGUCCAGUUCAAGAAAGAUGUUGAUAAAUUGGAGAGGGUUGCCUUUUAGUAAUAGACUCAAAGAGCUCAAUUGAUUUAACUUAACAAAGAGAAGGUUAAGGGGUAAGUUAAUUACAGAGUACAAAUAUCUACAGGAAGAACAAAAUUUUAAUAAUGGACUCUUCAGUAUAACACAAUCCAGUGGCUGGAAGGUGAAGCUAGACAAAUUCAGACAGGAAAUAAAGCAUAACUUUUUUAAUCGUUAGAGUAAUUAAUCAUUUGAACAAUUUAUCUAGAGUCAUGGUGGAUUCUCAGUUACCGACAAUUUUUAAAUCAAUAUUGGAUGUUUUUCUAAAAGAUCUGCUCUAGGAAUUAUUUUGGGGCAGUUCUAUUGCCCAUGUUAUAUAGGGGGUCAGAUUAGAUGAUCAGAAUGGUCCUGUCUGGCCUUGGAAUCUAUGAAUCACUUAUUACAACAGGGCUCAACCUGGCCUGCACUUCUUACAGUGCAUGUUUGCAUGUGCGCUCCCCCAUACGCACAUUCUUUGGGUGCUAACACUUGUGGUGAUGAUACAAAUACACUGCUUUGAAUGGAUACUUUUAUCUCAGAGCUUCUUUUUUUUCCUCAGGAAAGCACUACAAGGAACAAAGUGAAGGUGGCUAGUGCUUUAGAUGUAGAUUUUCAUCCACUCAGACAUUUCAGUUAACCUUGACUUUGAAUUUCCCUGGUUUAAUGUUUUUUUUUUUUUAUAGCUACAAAAGUUAUUGUAACGGUUAUUUUCUCUAAUUUUACUAAUAGGUACUUUGGGCUAGAUCCACAGAGACUGCU